This is a messenger RNA of Symbiodinium necroappetens, 1311 nucleotides long. Lineage: Eukaryota; Dinophyceae; Suessiales; Symbiodiniaceae. The record is from the annotation of a GenBank genome assembly.
AUGUACCUGGUGGCGCUAGAAGAGCAUCUUCUGAUUCAGGCGUUACGUGCACUUCUGCCUGUUGAUGGCAAGCCGUGCCCGCCGAACCUGGCUCUUGCUGCCCGGAAUGAUAUCGUGGCGAUCGCCCAGGAUUUGUUGAGCGGUGAAGCACUGCCCACUUUUCUGCGCUAUGCUGAUGAGCUGGCGCUUCAUCUACAGGGCGAAACACGGGUGAUGUUCCCACCACUGCCGAGGGCUGCCGCUGAGUCCGGAACGCCUGCUGAGGCGUGUGCCGAAGCACACCUUCUGGAGGGCUCUGGUGCUCUUUGGGCGGCGAUCAGACAGGUUGCGACUUUACUGCCGUUUCGUGAUGAUCGGCGACCACAUGGCAAUGGGCGCGUGAUUGCCUUCGGUGCCUUCAAUAAGGGCGGCUUGUUGGGCAUCCACAAGCACACAACCAGUCAUCAGGCGGUGUGCACACUGCUCAACGCAGCGGUGCGAGCAGUCUCGGCGCAGCACUGCUGGACUACGCUUGUGCUCACCUACAACAACCACACCACCCCGCACUACGACAAAGGUAACAGCGAGGUGGUGCCUAGUCUGUUGAUGGGACUUACGCAUCAUGAUUCGGGAGAAGUUUGGAUUGAGCAACCUGGCGGCAGACACUACCAGCUUGUUGAUGGCUCCAUGGUGGCGGGUGAGCUGCACCAUACCAGCGCUUGUGGCCUGCUCUUUUCAGGGGCAAAGCAGUGUCACGCCACAUGUCAAUGGUCGGGUGCCAGGAUCACGCUCAUUGCCUACACCAUUCGAUGCCAUGAUUUGUUGCUGCAGGGGGUCACUGCUGCAAUGGCCUCUGCGGCUGAUGUGCCGCCCGGCAAUGGCAUUCCUGCAGCUCAGAUUCCCCCUCCGAGGCCCAUGCUUGUUAUAUAUGCGCUACACGGGGCUGCCAGCGAGCUUUUCCGGCUGGACGGCAUCGUCACUGCUGCCGUGCCUGUCGCUUGGGCAGUGGAAGCAGCCACACUAGACGGUGUGAUGCUGUCAGGCGCCAGCUCCUUGGACCAGGGGAAUUUAGAAGGGUCAGGUUUUGCGAGACCGCCGGAUGCCAGCUACUUGCUUUUGGUUUUCACUCAACGUGUUGUUCCACAUGCGGUCCUACCAUGGGCAAUUUUCAUACACGGCGUUGCCGGAGAACAAGGGUGCCGUCUCCUGGAAGGGACCAGCGGACGGCUUCGGGUCCUAUGUUUCGCGGAAGGGACCGCGAUUCUGGGACGCGUCAUAGCGGCAGCGAAGCAGUGGCGACUUGUGGAGCUGAAGCUCAAGUGGGCAUGCUAG